AUGUCUAUUUUUGAGGCCUCACUUAUAGGGCAUCGGGUGAGAAUUAUAUCUAAAGCCCAGAUUCGGUAUGAAGGAGUGCUGUAUACUCUUCGUAAAGAUGAGAACAAUGAACUUGUUCUCGUGCUUUCUAAAGUUACCUCUUACGGAACCGAGGGUAGGCCUUGUGAACAUCCUGUAAAACCAAUGAACGAAAUUUAUGAGCAUAUUGCUUUUCGUGGGCGUGAAUUAGUUGAUUUACAGUUGCUACCUAAUUCUGAUGUUGGAAAUGAUCCUUCUAUAAUCAGUGCCGAACUUGAGCAGCCACAAUCGUCAUCAUCAUCUUUACCUGUUUCUGGUGCUGUUAGCGAUAUGCCCACAAUGUCUGGAUUGUUCUCUCAACAACAGCCUGCUUCAACUUUCUCUGGUUUAUCAAACUUAUUUCCACCUGCCCAUCAGCAAAGCAGUAUCCAAUCUGAUCUACCUCCUUCAUGGGGUAACGUUGGAGGAUUAACCAACGCGGAUAAUGAGGGAACAGACUCUAAUAAUCCACCACAAACGGCUGGUACGCCUGCAGGAGAUUCCAAUGUCAAAUCUAAGUCCCAGGAAGUUUAUCGAAGCUCCUCACAAGGAGUGCAGGAUAAAGAAGAGAAACCGAGGAAUGACAACCAAUUACAACAUGAUAGAAAUCGCGGUAGCUUUCGUCCAAAUUAUUCUAGUUACCAUCGUAAUAAUCGCGGCGGUUCUCACCCACAGCGGAACUAUAAUCAAAGGCGAAACUAUGAUAGUGAAUUUAGGUUUCGUCAUGAUGAUAUUGACUAUAAACAGGAGUAUGACUUCGAUAAACCUAACGCUGAGCUGGCUGAAUUUUUCGAAAAGAUUGAUCUUAAAGCGAGUAGUAAUACAACCUCGGAGCAUGGUGAAGACAGUGGACAUCAAGAAGAAGAAGCCUAUAAUAGCUCUAAAUCGUUCUUUGAUACUUUGAGUUCUGAGCUAAUGGACCGUGCUAAUGGGGUACCAAAAAAUCGAUCCACUCGUGAUGACAGAAAGGUGAAUAUUAUUACCUUUGGCCCUUCAGCUACUCGAAUGAACUAUCGUGGCGGAAAUUACAGAGGUGGUCGUCGUGGCAAUACUUUCUAUCGUGGUAACCAGAGAGGUGGAUUUACUUAUAGCUCGGGUAAUAGACAACAGUUUAGCCAUCAAAACAGACGAGAUGGUGAAGGAAAGGCAAAAAGCGAUAAUGAUUCUAACUCAAAGCAGGGCAAGUCGCAAGAGCAGUAG
Rodentolepis nana is the source of this 1257-nucleotide messenger RNA. Lineage: Eukaryota; Metazoa; Platyhelminthes; Cestoda; Cyclophyllidea; Hymenolepididae. The record is from the annotation of a GenBank genome assembly.